AUGGAACCUCUUAAAAAGACCCGAAACCUUAACGUUUCUCCCAUAACAAUCUCAACCAAAAAGGGUGAAAACCCAUCAAGUCUUUCUCCUUACAAAAUUUCAAACACAACUUCACCUGACAAACCGUAAGACUUACUCAGGACUACAAAUUUGCCGAAAAUCCCUCUUCAAGAUAUAGACGAGAUGGCGAAAGCUCGUGUAAUACAAAGUAACCUGGUCUACAUAAUCAAUCUCCCAGCUCCUACAGCUGACGAAGAAUUGCUGAGAAGUCAAGAAUACUUUGGACAGUAUGGAAGAAUCAAAAAAUGCGUAAUUAACAAAGGCACUGCUUACACAAACACCCCAAACGGCCCAAGCUAUGGGGUUCAUGUCACAUUCUCUACAGAUGAAGAAGCUGCAAUAUGUAUUAAAGCCUGCAAUGGUUUUGAAUUAGACGGGAAAAAAUUAACUGCAACUUAUGGAACUAUACCAUUUAUAUAAGAAAUUUUAAUAAAAAAAUAUUAAUUUUCUUAUAGGAAAUAUGAGGUAAAAAUAUAUACAAAAUACUGCACUUAUUUUUUAAGAGGUCGAGCUUGUGCAAAACCUGACUGUUUAUACCUGCACAAGCUAGCUCCAGAUUAUGACACAUUAGCAAGAGACACGAUGCCACAAAACAGACACAUACAGCCUAAACAUGCCAAAUUGGACUGUCUUGGUAUAAGGAUUCUGCCUCCUGAUGGAUGCUACAAAUUGCCGAUUGCCAGAGUUAUCAGAGAAAGAGCAGCAAGUGAGUCCUUUACUUUGACGCCAGUGAAAUUAGCAAGGCCAAGAAUUUAUUCAAGAGAUGUGGAACAAGAUAGCAGCCGCUUUGAUUUUGUGGAAGAAAGCGAAGAAGACGUGCCCAUUAUGCCUGACGUAAUUAAUGCCUUAAGAGCGUUGGCUUCUCCUUGCCAAGACGAAGUAGAGGUCCCAACUGAGCAUAUUGAAGAACUGAUGAGUCCUUCCAGUCCUGACAAAUGGGCUUGUGACAUUAUUGAGGUGUCUCCUCUGCCGAGAGAAUUAAAUGGAUUUGACGUUGACAAAGUUUUAGUAUGUACGAAAAAACCAAGGCUGAAUAGCUUUUCAUAUAAUUAAAUAGCGAAAUAAAGCUUUUAUUUAUAAAAGUAUUAAGUAAAAUUUAAUAAUAAAAAAGAUUAUGGUAUUAAGAUGAUAUGCGAAGAUUUUUAUAUUAGGAAUAA
Molecule: messenger RNA, 1217 nt
Organism: Blepharisma stoltei
Lineage: Eukaryota; Ciliophora; Heterotrichea; Heterotrichida; Blepharismidae
Source: the annotation of a GenBank genome assembly